Messenger RNA from Lithohypha guttulata, 1302 nucleotides. RefSeq names its product arylformamidase (gene BNA3). The transcript has 5 exons. Gene Ontology annotation, molecular function: L-kynurenine:2-oxoglutarate transaminase activity; pyridoxal phosphate binding. NCBI's taxonomy places the organism in Eukaryota, Fungi, Ascomycota, Eurotiomycetes, Chaetothyriales, Trichomeriaceae. Gene Ontology annotation, biological process: biosynthetic process. Bases 1 to 1302 code for a protein of 433 amino acids. Gene Ontology annotation, cellular component: mitochondrion; cytoplasm. The record is from RefSeq and is a predicted model, not a curated record.
AUGACUGAAGAAAAGUUCAAGCCAGCAAGAAGAGUGGCUGGCCAGAGGCAAGAUGUAUGGAGCAUCAUCAAUGAGGCAGCAGCAGCCACACCCAAGCAGCCUGUCGAGACCAACUGCGACGAUAUUGCUUUUAUUGGCACAGAGCUGACUGUAUACAUUGGCUACAACCCACCUCAAUUUGUGCUCGAUGCAGCAAAACAAGCCCUCGAUCGUGUAGAAUGCAAUCAAUACUCUCCUACCAAAGGCAGACCCAGAUUGAAGAAAGCCAUUGCCGAUGCCUACAGCCCUUUCUUUGGCAGAGAGCUCAAUCCUGAGACGGAAGUCACAAUCACAACAGGCGCCAACGAAGGCAUGCUUAGUGCCUUCAUGGCAUUCAUCGAGCCAGGCGACGAAGUCAUUAUCUUUGAGCCAUUCUUUGAUCAAUACCUUUCGAAUAUCGAGAUGCCUGGUGGAGUUAUACGAUAUGUUCCGAUGUCCCCUCCUAAAGAUGGCGCUGAACGAACAUCUUCUGCCGCAAAUUGGACCAUCGAUUGGGACGUGCUGGAAAGUUCAUUCAACGAGAAGACCAAAAUGAUUGUCAUCAACACUCCACACAACCCAGUCGGCAAGGUCUUCAGCAAAGAGGAAUUGCAGCGGAUAGGCGAUCUUUGCCUUAAGCACAAUGUCCUGAUCCUGUCCGAUGAGGUCUACGAUCGCCUCUACUACGUGCCGUUCACACGAAUAGCUACCUUGUCUGAAGAGCUUGCUAAACAGACAAUGGUAGUAGGCAGUGGUGGUAAAUGCUUUGCAGCUACAGGAUGGCGGGUAGGCUGGCUUUGCGGGCCUCCUGGACUGAUCAAAUAUGUGAGCGCGGCGCAUACACGAAUUUGUUAUAGCAGCGUCUCGCCUCUGCAGGAAUCUGUUGCCAUAGGCUUUGAGCAAGCGGACAAAGUUGGAUACUGGGAUCACUCCGUCAAGGAGAUGCAGGGCAAGAUCAAGAGAUUCUGUGAAGUGUUUGAUGAGCUCGGUAUCCCAUAUUCUGAUCCUGAAGGUGGUUAUUUUGUUCUUGCGAAUUUUGCCAAGGUCAAAGUGCCAGAUGAUUAUCAAUUUCCAGACCAUGUCGUAAACAGACCACGAGAUUUCAAGAUGGCAUGGUUCAUGAUCAUGGAGUUAGGAAUCGCUGCCAUACCUCCGACCGAGUUUUACACGGAUCAGAACACACAUAUCGCCGAGGACUGGAUCCGGUUCGCAGUGUGCAAAAACGACGACGUCUUGGAAGACGCCAAGGACAGAUUACGAGGACUCAAAAAAUAUAUGACAUAG